AUGUCACAGCCAGAUGUUACAGAAGUAAGAAACUCGUUUGAUACUCAAGGUUUAGAAAGAUAUUUGUCAAAUUUAUCUAAUGCUCAUCAUACUACAUUUGGGUUGAAUAAACCUAAUUUUAAAUUACCAUUAACUAUUAAACAAUUUAAGUUUGGCCAGUCCAAUCCUACUUACUUUAUUACUGAUGCUAAUGGGUUUGAAUUUGUAUUGAGAAGAAAGCCUGUUGCUAAUGAUAAGUUGGUUUCUAAGUCGGCUCAUGCCAUUGAGAGGGAAUUUUUCAUGCUCAGAGGUAUUCAGGUGUGUAAUAAACCAAGAACCAAAAAAGUACCAGUCCCAGAUCUCUAUUUGCUAUGUGAAGACGAAUCGGUUAUUGGCUUUGUCUUUUACCUUAUGGAGUACGUUAAUGGAAGGCAAAUCAAAAAUCCUAGCAUGCAAGGAAUGAGUGAAUCAGAUGCAAAGUUGCAUUGGGAUUCAAUAAUGGAAACUAUCCUGUCUGUUCAUUCUCUAGACCCAGACACAUUGAUUAAGGAGCUUCCAGCAAAUCAUUUCCCUCAAUUUCAACCGGAAAAAAUGGCGAAGAGCAGUGGGUCGUAUUUUCAGAGACAGAUUAGAACCUUAUCAUCCGUCGCAAAUCUUCAAUCAAAAGUGGUGGAUCCAAUCCCACAUUUUGAUCAAAUCUGUAAAUGGCUCUUAGAAAAGGCACCCAACGAUCCAUCUAAGAAAUCAUUAAUCCAUGGAGAUUUCAAGAUCGAUAAUGUCUUGUUCGACGUUAACGAACCUAAAAUUGUUGCAGUUUUGGAUUGGGAAUUGUGUACCUUCGGACAUCCGCUAUUUGAUUUAGCUAAUUUCUUGCAGCCUUUCCAGUUGCCCAAUCAAUUGAAUUUGUUGCUUUAUAAACCGGAUAAGACUGAUAUGGGAAUUGAGAAACCUGGUUCUCUUGAUUCUAUUUAUGAUAAGUUGGCUAUUUAUCAAUCGAAAUUAGGCUACAACUGGAAUGACAACGAUCCUUCAAAUAACGCAUCUGAUAAUUGGAAUGUGGGUUUUGUAUUCGGGUUACUUAGGUUGUGUGUCAUCUCUCAAGGUAUUGCUAUGAGAGUUGCAAAAGGAAGUGCAAGUUCGGGUGACGCGGCAGGCUACGCUAAAUUGUAUCUUCACCUUCCUGAUUUAGCACUUAAUACGAUCAAUGAUAAGGUACAAGACUCUAAACUAUAG
Molecule: messenger RNA, 1212 nt
Organism: Debaryomyces hansenii CBS767
Lineage: Eukaryota; Fungi; Ascomycota; Pichiomycetes; Serinales; Debaryomycetaceae
Exons: 1
Coding region: 1-1212 (403 amino acids)
Biological process (GO): protein phosphorylation
Molecular function (GO): protein kinase activity
Source: RefSeq, a predicted model, not a curated record